Episyrphus balteatus (marmalade hoverfly) is the source of this 1535-nucleotide messenger RNA. Its product is annotated as 3-oxoacyl-[acyl-carrier-protein] synthase, mitochondrial. Gene Ontology annotation, molecular function: 3-oxoacyl-[acyl-carrier-protein] synthase activity. The transcript has a single exon. The record is from RefSeq and is a predicted model, not a curated record. Lineage: Eukaryota; Metazoa; Arthropoda; Insecta; Diptera; Syrphidae. Gene Ontology annotation, biological process: fatty acid biosynthetic process. The coding region runs from base 99 to 1430 and encodes 443 amino acids.
UGACAUUUCACAAAACUUCAAAAAUUUCAACUUGUUUACUACUUUUUUUUUAUUUAUCUCUUAUCAAUUUAACUAGAUUAUGAAAUAACAAAUUAAACAUGCAAAGUCAAAAAUUUGUUCGAUUCUUAAAACUCAAUUCCUUCCACAAACCAACUCAAAGAUUCAACUCCAAUGACACUCACCGCCGCGUUGUAGUAACCGGCCUUGGUGCAGUGACACCACUUGGAGCAGAUGUCACAAUCUCAUGGCAAAGAAUUCUCAAUGGCGAUGCAGCCAUAACUAAUUUAGGUGAAGCCUACAAAGGUAUUCCUUGUCAGGUAGCCGCUCAAAUCAAUACAGAUGAUUUGAAACUUGAAAAUACAUUUUCCAAAAGCGAUUUGAAAAUUAUGAGUCCAGCAACAAUAUUUUCUGUUCUUGCUGCUCAAGAAGCUCUGGCUCAUGCCAAACUUCUUGAUGUAGCUGAUGAAGAAGAAAAGAACAGAACUGGUGUUUGUGUUGGCAUGGGCAUGUUCGACCUGCCAGAGGUUUACAAUGCCCAUGCUUCACUUACCAAAGGCUACAAUAGAGUUAGCCCUUAUUUCGUCCCGAGACUCUUGCCAAGUAUGGCUUGUGGCCAUAUCAGUAUGCGAUUUGGUUUGCGUGGUCCAAAUCAUUCUGUGUCGACUGCUUGUGCCACAGGGGCACAUGCCAUUGGCGAUGCUUUCCGUUUUAUAAAAUACGGAGAUGCUGAUGUCAUGGUGGCUGGAAGUGGGGAAUCUUGUAUAGAUCCUUUGGCAAUAGCUGGGUUUUGCCGGUUAAGAGCUCUAUGUACAUCAUUCAAUGAUGAUCCAAAUCGAGCUUCGAGACCAUUUGACGAAAAACGAGAUGGUUUCGUCAUGGGUGAAGGGGCUGCUAUAUUAAUAUUGGAAGAGCUCCAACAUGCCAAAGCAAGAAAUGCCACCAUCAUAGCCGAAAUACUCGGCUAUGGUUUAUCAGGUGAUGCAUAUCACAUAACAUCGCCGAGUGAAGAUGGUACUGGAGCUUAUCUUGCCAUGACUCGAGCAAUGAAAGAUGCUAGAAUUGAUCCAAAUUCAGUUGGUUAUAUUAAUGCACAUGCUACCUCAACUCCAACUGGAGAUAAAAUCGAAGCUAGAGCAAUAAAUAGGACUUUUAAAGAGCACACGAAAAAUAUUGGAGUUUCUUCAACUAAAGGAGCACAUGGUCAUCUGUUGGGUUCAUCUGGUAAUCUUGAAGGAUUGUUUGUUGUGAAGGCAUGUGAAACUGGAAUACUACCGCCAUCAAUAAAUGUUGAUAAAGUUGGCGAGGGGAUCGAUUUGAAUAUAGUUACGAAGCAAGAGAAAUGGAAUUCUGAUAAGAGAAUUGCUUUAAAGAAUUCAUUUGGAUUUGGUGGCACUAAUGCAUGCCUUUGUAUAUCUAGUUUUGUUGAAUAAAAUAUGUUUGUUUGUUUCAUGCAUUUGCAUAUGAUACGAAUUAUUAAAGUUAAUUGUUUUUAUUUUUUUUUUGUUAAGUAAUAAAAUUGUUUGUAAUAAAAGUUA